Molecule: messenger RNA, 1575 nt
Organism: Leucoraja erinaceus (little skate)
Lineage: Eukaryota; Metazoa; Chordata; Chondrichthyes; Rajiformes; Rajidae
Exons: 3
Coding region: 160-1239 (359 amino acids)
Source: RefSeq, a predicted model, not a curated record
CAGCAAAGAUCCUAUAGGAUCUUUGGUGUUCAGUACGUGGCCCACACGGGAGGAGGGGUUUGCGGCCGCCUGAGUGAGCUCCGCUUCUCUCAGUCUUCCUGUUGUUGGCCCGGGCGCCGCUUAGUCCAGGGAGCCGGGACACCUACCUGUACACGGGGGAUGGCUCAACCCAAAGCUGCGCGGUUCAGCGACGCGGCCGUGGAGAUCUUGUUGGAGCAGGUGAAGGCCCGCAGGGAGGUCUUCUUCCCCGCGGAUGGGAGGCCGCUGCUACGGCACACCCUUCGCCAGGCUUGGAAGGAGCUGGCUCUCAGCGUGAACGCCCGCAGCCACAGCCCCAGAACAGGAGAGCAGUGUCGCCAGAAGUUCAACGACCUGACUCGGACGGCCAGGGACAAGCUGGCACACAGAAAAAGGGAGAGGAGCUGUGUUCUUCCAUUGAGCCGGGUGGAGCAUGAAGCCCUGGACCUUUGGAGAGCCGGGAGGAGGAGAUUGGAGAAGCAGCCAGCUGGAGAUCAGCCCCCACGGGGUUCAUCCCAGGAUUGGGGUCAUGCCGGACGAGAGAUUGAGGAAAUGCAGCUCCCAAGAGGUACAGCAGCCACCACAAUCCAGCAUUCGGUGCCAGGAGCUGGCGGCGAAAGCGUAGGACUGUCAAUUGGCUUAACACCGAGCGAGUCGCUGGAUGAGGACGAGCAGGAGCCGCCUGCUGUGGGCUGGACAGAGCGAGAGGGGGGUGGCCGGAGUGGAGGGCUGGCAUUUGGGGCGGGUGAGUACGGAGAGCUCGGCAGCCCAGCCUUCAGACGCAGGGUCUUCCACCUGCACCACCAGCUACUGGAGGCUGUGGACAGCCUAUCCAGCAGCUGCUUGGCCAUGUCCAGGGGCACGGAGUCCACCCCCACCCUGGCACACCUCCUGCUCCGGACCCUAUCCAGCUUGCAGGAUGUGACCCAGCGGGUGCCCAGUUGUGUGAGCUCUGCUUGGACCACGUCUGCCCCAGAGCCCGAGGCACCUGCGUUGGCACCGUUGAUCCAAGCUCAGCGGGCUGCCCUCCAGGGUCUGGUCUGCAGCGUCUCCAUCGGCCUGGACCAGUUGUGGGAUCGGCUGGACGGGGGCUUCAGCCGAGUCACAGGGUCCUGUAAUCCAUCCCCCCAUGGGGCAGCAACGGGGGGACAGAGCGUGGGAGAGCCGUGCAUAAGCAGACCGGGCUGCACAGGAGCUGCGGCAACCCAGGGAAGUGACUGACCCCAAGGGCCCAGACUGAAAGACCCCGUGGCACUGGGUCAGUGACUGUCACCCCCAUUGGGACAUCCCAUUGAUUUUGAUCAGUGAUGUCCCGGGCAGAACUAUAGGCGCUCAGCGCUGUGCAUUGAGUAGAUACAACUCAGACUCUGAUGGGAGACCGCAAAGCGUCAGUGACUGAUGCUGAAUCCUGGGAAUAUCUCGUGGGGUUUCAACGGCGCAGCAAGCGUGAGUAUGCUUGAUCUCAGGAUCUGUGUAGGGGAUUGGAAUGUGCUGCCUAUGGAACUGUGACUUGCUGUUGCUGAGGUAGCUUCAUUAUUGAGAAUAAAUACCAGAGAC